Molecule: messenger RNA, 954 nt
Organism: Aaosphaeria arxii CBS 175.79
Lineage: Eukaryota; Fungi; Ascomycota; Dothideomycetes; Pleosporales
Exons: 1
Coding region: 116-775 (219 amino acids)
Source: RefSeq, a predicted model, not a curated record
GUGCACCCAGGAUCUACCCUUCUGCAAACAUUUAUUCGCAUCAUAUGCGUGAAGAUGUGCUAAUGAGCCUACCCACCACCAACCUCCUCCAACAUCCCACCCCCCUGGUUUCGGCAUGCCGCCAUCGUAUGCUCUUUUCCUCCCACGCACACUCCCCUACCGAUCCACCGCUCCAUCGCUCCAUCGUCUGCUAGAAGGCAUUCAGAAGCCAUGCCAGCGGGAUGGAAGACGCCUCUUCCCCCCAGCCAUAGCCCGCGGCACCACUUCCCCGGUCGGUCCAACUCCAAUGCCCGCUCUGUGCACGCAUGCAGCAUGCUGCUUCAAUGUCUCCUCGUACUGUAUGCUUCGUACAGUCCACAUCCGCUCUUCCAAAUUCCAUGUCAAAGCUGUCCACCGUGGACCGACCUUCUCCCAGGUUGCUGGUACCCGACAGUCUUCCAUCCAUCCACCUACCCACUUACACCUCUGUGGACCGCCUGAACCCCAGAUACCGACAGAGUGCAUAGGUAGAUGGAAUGGUUCCUCUGUACGAAGUAGAGAGGCGCAUAUAGAUUGUCCGCAUGAGCAGUGGUUCUAUCUUGACGUUGCUUUUUUUGUUUCACACAACAUGCUUGCUUUUCCUAUUGCUUUCCUUUCAAGUCUUUAUCAUUAUACCGUACUCAUCGUAGUUGGUGGAGGUCGUGCAGCAGAUAGGCUCCUAAUCGCCCAUCCACGUGGGAUCAGUGCGAGAUGCCGCAGUCCUUCCGUCCUUACGCCCGCUCCAUCAAGCCUAUGAUAUUGACCUCUCUCAUAUCUAUCGAUCACGCCUACAAAUAUACAUGCGCCCAAACAUGCAAUGCAAAUGCCAAUACCAAUGCCAAUCGCGCGCCAUACCUGACACGAGGUGCCACCCACACCCGUCAAGCAACCCCUGUCCAUCGCAGCCAUCCACCCUGAGCACCAUACACACACGCC